AUGGGCUUACCAACCGUCCCUCCACAACCACCCUCACCAACCUCCGCCCUACAAUCCCUCCUCUCCAAGCCCACUUUGUCGCAACAAACUUCUUCUUCUUCCCCCACCGAAUCCCAUCACCACCAUCACCACUACUACAACCUCGCCCUCCAAAUCGCACACAACCUCCACUAUCAACACCUAUGGACCGACAUCUACCUCCACCACAACACACCUUCAUUACGCGAAAAAAAUUGUCGUCCCAUAUUGUCUGGUCUACCGCCUCGAAGAAUUUAUGUUCAUCCUGAUGAGCAAAUCGCAUUGUUGCAGGAGAAAAAGAAGAAGGAGCAGAAAGAUGAGGAGGGGAAGAAUGGUGGAGGUGGUGAUGGUGGGAUGAUGCCUGAGAUUGCGAGGGAGCGGGAGUGGGUUUUACCGAGUCAGGUGAGAGAGAAGUGGAGUUUACGCAGAUUGGGAGAGGUGUUUGAUUCGAUUGAGAGGGUGCCGUCGUCGUCGUCGAGGGUUGGGUCUCAAGGUGUUGUUGUGAACCAGUGGCGAGAGAAUUCACCAAAGAGGUUAUUGCUCGCGACACUGGAUGACGAUAGCACGGUUGUGUACUACAUUGUGCACGAUGGGAUUGUGAAGCCCCGGCAGAAUUGA
Molecule: messenger RNA, 636 nt
Organism: Sphaerulina musiva SO2202
Lineage: Eukaryota; Fungi; Ascomycota; Dothideomycetes; Mycosphaerellales; Mycosphaerellaceae
Exons: 2
Coding region: 1-636 (211 amino acids)
Biological process (GO): tRNA-type intron splice site recognition and cleavage; tRNA splicing, via endonucleolytic cleavage and ligation
Cellular component (GO): tRNA-intron endonuclease complex
Molecular function (GO): nucleic acid binding
Source: RefSeq, a predicted model, not a curated record